Penicillium oxalicum is the source of this 3588-nucleotide messenger RNA. RefSeq names its product Cu(2+)-transporting P-type ATPase CCC2 (gene ctpA). The transcript has a single exon. Gene Ontology annotation, molecular function: P-type divalent copper transporter activity; ATP binding; copper ion binding. The record is from RefSeq and is a predicted model, not a curated record. Gene Ontology annotation, biological process: monoatomic cation transport; copper ion homeostasis. Gene Ontology annotation, cellular component: membrane. Bases 1 to 3588 code for a protein of 1195 amino acids. NCBI's taxonomy places the organism in Eukaryota, Fungi, Ascomycota, Eurotiomycetes, Eurotiales, Aspergillaceae.
AUGUCUCCGGACCGUCCUUCUGUGAACGCUGUGCCCGCUACCUCUUCACACCCCACCAUGGCCACCACAACCAUCAAAGUGGAUGGCAUGACUUGCGGUGCCUGCACCUCCGCCGUGGAGGGAGCUUUCAAGGGAGUAGAUGGUGUCGGCGAAGUUGCUGUCAGCCUCAUCAUGGGCCGCGCGGUGGUUCAACACGAUCCAUCAAUACUCGCGCCCGCCAAGGUCGCCGAGUUGAUUGAGGACUGCGGCUUCGACGCGGAAGUCUUGUCCACCGAAGAGUCUCAAAGGCCCAUGAGACCAUCGAGCUUGGAGAGCCCUGGACCGCGGCUUACGACGACUACACUUGCUGUUGAGGGUAUGACCUGCGGCGCAUGCACGUCGGCGGUGGAAAGCGGACUUCAAGACGCCCCAGGUGUCGUCUCCGUGAGCGUUUCUCUACUUUCCGAGCGUGCUGUGGUGGAACAUGAUGAGGGGGUCAUCAACCCUGAGCAAAUCGCAGAGCUCAUAGAAGAUCGCGGAUUCGGCGCGCGAGUAGUGGAAACGAAAUCGGUCCCGGCCACGUCUCAAACCUCGACCGAGCAGGCUAGUCCGGCGGGAGACAGCCCCGGCCAUCUAGUCACUACGAUCGCCAUCGGCGGCAUGACCUGCGGGGCUUGUACAUCCAGUGUGCAGAACGCCGUCGCUAAUGCUGACGGUGUGAUUCAAUUCAACAUCAGUCUGUUGGCAGAGCGCGCUGUCAUUGUACAUGACUUAUCCAAAGUUUCAGCCCAUGCACUGACGACCAUGGUCGAAGAUGCCGGGUUUGAUGCCUCCGUCGUUUCAUCUGAAGUACAGGAACCUUUGUCAAAAAAGAAGCAGCAGCUGAACCUGAGCAUCUACGGUUUGCGGGAUGCCGCUUCGGCUGCGGCAUUAGAAGAGACCCUACUAGGUCGGCCUGGUGUCCAGUCGGCAUCAGUCAAGUUGGCGACAUCACGUUUACAGAUCUCAUUUGAUACAUCCGUUAUCGGCAUUCGAUCUGUAUUUGAGAUCAUCGAGAGUGCCGGGUACAACGCCUUAAUUUCCGACACCGAUGACAAGAACGCGCAAUUAGAAUCGUUGUCGAAAACGAAAGAAAUUCAGGAAUGGCGGCGCGCAUUCCUCACGUCCGUAUCUUUCGCCGUGCCGGUCUUUUUUCUGAACAUGAUAUUUCCAAUGUAUCUGCGCGCCAUUGAUUUUGGCAAGUUUCAGGUCAUUCAAGGUCUCUACUUGGGUGACUUGAUCUGUCUCGGCCUCACAAUCCCUGUGCAAUUCGGGAUUGGUCGACGCUUCUAUGUCACCAGCUAUAAGUCACUGCGGCACAAAUCGCCGACCAUGGAUGUGCUCGUCAUGCUGGGCACUUCUGCAGCCUUCUUCUACAGUUGCUUUACGAUGCUCAUGGCUUUUCUCAGCGAGCCUCACAAUCGUCCAAGUACCGUAUUUGACACCAGCACGAUGCUAAUCACCUUCAUCACGCUCGGCAGGUGGCUUGAGAAUCGGGCCAAAGGACAAACUUCGGCGGCUCUUUCCCGACUGAUGUCGUUGGCUCCGUCCAUGACAACCAUCUACGAGGAUCCCAUUGCGGCCGAGAAGCUUGCGGACGAGUGGAAUUCCGCAGAAAGCCCUAUGCAGCCAGAAUCCAAGUUGGCUGACGAUGCUGCUGCGGUUAAUCAAAAGAUCAUUCCAACCGAGCUCAUUCAAGUUGGAGACAUUGUGAUCCUCCGUCCCGGCGACAAAGUUCCCGCCGAUGGUGUGGUCAUUCGGGGCGAGAGCUACGUUGACGAAAGUAUGAUUACAGGAGAAGCGCUUCCUAUCCACAAGAAGAAAAGAAGCCAUAUCGUCGCGGGUACGGUCAACGGCACGGGUGCCAUUGACUUCAAGGUGAUUCGGGCUGGCAAGGACACCCAGUUGAGUCAGAUCGUCAAGCUCGUCCAGGACGCUCAGACGAGUCGCGCUCCGAUUCAACGCAUGGCUGAUCUCGUCGCUGGAUAUUUUGUCCCAGCGAUCAUCGCCCUUGGCUUGACGACUUUCUUUGGCUGGAUGUUUCUCAGCCACGUUUUAUCUAAUCCGCCCAAGAUCUUCCAAAUGGAAGGUAGUGGCGGUCGAGUCAUGGUUUGUCUGAAGCUAUGCAUCUCAGUCGUCGUUUUCGCCUGCCCAUGUGCUCUUGGCCUCAGCACCCCGACCGCUGUCAUGGUGGGAACAGGUGUCGGCGCUGAACACGGUAUCCUUGUCAAGGGCGGUGCGGUGCUCGAAGCAGCCACCAAGGUCAAUCAUGUUGUGUUCGACAAGACAGGCACGCUGACCACAGGACGCAUGAGUGUAGCUCAAGUCAAGAUGGAGCCCCAUUGGACUGCGAAUGACUGGCGACGACGGUUGUGGUGGCUGGUUGUCGGACUCGCGGAAAUGGGCAGUGAACAUCCAAUUGGCCGGGCUAUUCUCGCCGAGGCUCAUUCUGAAGUUGGCCAGGCAGGACAAGAUGGGCUACCUGGUAGUGUGGGAGACUUCGAUACCUGUGUCGGCCAAGGUAUCUCUGCCGUAGUCGAGCCCGCAUCCAGCGUGGAACGAGUCCGCUACCAUGUUUUGUUGGGCAAUGCGACUUUCUUGCGAUCACGGGACGUCUCCGUACCCGCCGCGGCUGACCCCGACUCUGUCGAUGCUGGCGUAGAGUCCGCUGCGUCAACAUCGAAACCCACUGCCGAGCCUUCUGGCAUUACCCAUAUCCACGUCGCGAUCGACAACCGCUACGCUGGAAGAAUUUCCUUGCGGGAUAGUGUCAAAGACUCGUCUGUCGCCGCGAUCGCCGCUCUUCACCGCAUGGGCAUUGCAACAUCCAUGGUCACUGGAGAUACAUUGUCAACAGCACUUUCUAUUGCCGCAGCGGUUGGGAUUCCCUCUUCUGCGGUUCAUGCAUCUGCUUCGCCUUCAGACAAGCGUUCCAUCAUCUCCACGCUUCAACUCAACGGCGACCGUGUCGCAAUGGUAGGCGACGGAAUCAACGACUCCCCUGCGCUGGCCACUGCCUCCGUCGGUAUUGCCUUGGCCUCAGGAACAGACGUGGCCAUGGAGGCAGCCGAUAUCGUUUUGAUGCGCCCUGACGACUUGCUUUCCGUUCCCGCGAGUCUGUCGCUAUCUCGCACGGUCUUCAAUCGCAUCAAACUUAAUCUCAUUUGGGCGUGUCUCUACAACGUCAUUGGUUUGCCUUUCGCCAUGGGUCUCUUCCUCCCGUUUACAGGGUUUAUGCUCCCUCCAAUGGCCGCUGGCGCUGCCAUGGCCAUGUCCAGCGUUUCGGUUGUCGUGAGCAGCUUGCUCUUGAAACUCUGGCGUCGUCCGUCUUGGAUGCAGGUUGAGCGACUGGAAAAGGAAGUGGCUUCAGGUGCCAUUCCUGCCAAUGGAGUAUCCCGUAAGACCGGCUGGUGGACGCCCGCCACCAUUCUCUCUGAUCACCCCCAGUCACUACGUCGCCGUAUUCAGGGUGGACUGGCGUCGCUAUGGUCCAUUGUCUCUGGCAGACAGACUACCAUCCGUGAGGAUGACGGCUAUGUCCCGUUACAAACCGUCGAACCCCCUGUUUAA